ACUGGUUGCUGAUAAGACCGGCACGCUAACUUAACCUCACGAGUCAGAGUGCGGAUGUGAAACAGCAUGGCAACUGCAGGAAAGGUGAUCCGCUGCAAAGCUGCAGUAGCAUGGGAGGCUGGGAAACCUCUGGUGAUGGAGGAGGUGGAGGUGGCGUGUCCAAAAGCUGGGGAGGUUCGGCUCAAGAUUGCGGCCACAGGGAUUUGUCACACUGACUCCUACACGCUGAGCGGCUCCGACCCUGAGGGAGUUUUCCCUGUGGUGCUGGGCCACGAGGGAGCCGGCAUCGUGGAGAGUGUCGGAGAGGGAGUCACCAAGUUUCAACCAGGAGACACUGUGAUACCCUUGUACGUCCCACAGUGUGGAGAAUGCAAGUUCUGUAGGAACCCCAAAACCAACUUAUGUCAAAAGAUCAGGAUCACUCAGGGCAGAGGCCUGAUGCCAGAUGGAACCAGUCGGUUCUCCUGCAAAGGGAAGAGCCUCUUCCAUUUCAUGGGAUGCAGCACAUUCUCUGAGUACACGGUGGUAGCUGAGAUCUCUCUGGCCAAAGUGCACCCAGGGGCUGCUCUAGACAAGGUGUGUCUGUUGGGCUGUGGUAUCACCACUGGCUACGGAGCUGCUCUGAACACUGCUAAGGUGGAGGCAGGGUCCACCUGUGCAGUGUUCGGCCUCGGGGCCCUGGGCCUUGCAGCAAUCAUGGGCUGUAAAGCAGCCGGCGCAGCCAGAAUUAUUGGAAUCGAUCUUAACCCAGACAAGUUUAAAACUGCUCGAGAGUUUGGGGCCACAGAUGUCCUGAAUCCGAAAGACCACAGCAAGCCAAUCCAGGAAGUCCUUGUAGAAAUGACAGAUGGGGGCGUGGACUACUCCUUUGAAUGUGUGGGCAAUGUGGCAAUCAUGAGGGCAGCCCUAGAGGCCUGUCAUAAAGGAUGGGGAACUAGCGUCAUUAUCGGGGUGGCAGCAGCCGGACAAGAAAUCUCCACCCGACCCUUCCAGCUGGUGACUGGACGCACCUGGAAAGGCACUGCAUUUGGAGGAUACAAGAGUGUGGAAAGUGUUCCCAAGCUGGUGGAGGAAUACAUGAACAAGAAGCUGAAAGUGGAUGAAUUUGUGACUCACACUCUGCCCUUUGAGAAGAUCACCGAGGGUUUUGAUCUGAUGCAUGCUGGGAAAUGCAUUCGCGUCGUCCUUCAGGUCUAGACGUGGAGGAGCGCAGAAAAACAAGCGAUCGCUCUUCCUUUUUGCUCGGAUCAGUUUAAUAAAUAAUCUUUCAAUUCUC
Messenger RNA from Stegastes partitus (bicolor damselfish), 1276 nucleotides. RefSeq names its product alcohol dehydrogenase class-3 chain L. Bases 67 to 1197 code for a protein of 376 amino acids. Lineage: Eukaryota; Metazoa; Chordata; Actinopteri; Pomacentridae. The record is from RefSeq and is a predicted model, not a curated record. Gene Ontology annotation, biological process: formaldehyde catabolic process. Gene Ontology annotation, molecular function: alcohol dehydrogenase (NAD+) activity; zinc ion binding; S-(hydroxymethyl)glutathione dehydrogenase [NAD(P)+] activity. Gene Ontology annotation, cellular component: cytosol. The transcript has 9 exons.